Molecule: messenger RNA, 1055 nt
Organism: Triticum urartu
Lineage: Eukaryota; Viridiplantae; Streptophyta; Magnoliopsida; Poales; Poaceae
Product: glucose-induced degradation-like protein
Biological process (GO): negative regulation of gluconeogenesis; protein targeting to vacuole; proteasome-mediated ubiquitin-dependent protein catabolic process
Cellular component (GO): GID complex
Source: RefSeq, a predicted model, not a curated record
GUUAAAAAAAAUCUUUUUUUUUCUGCAAAAUACCUGUGACAAAUCUGUCCCCAUCGUUGAGACACGACUCGAGGCACCAAAACGCCACACUUCUUCUCGAAACAUCCAUCCAGCACCGUCGCCGGCGACCUCACCCGCCGCCGCCGCCGCCGAAGAUGCCGGUGAGGGUGGUCGACACCGCCACCCCUUCCUCGCAGACCUCCUCAGGACAAGAUGCAAAUGCUGUGCAGCCAUCUCCUCCUAGCUGUUCACUCUUAACUGCUGGAAGAUGUUUUGCAGGAACUCAGAAUGUUUCAAGUUUACAAAAAGAUGAGGCAUGGAAAGUCAAUGUUCGUAUCCAUGGUUGUGAUAUUGAACAGGGUUAUUUAUGUGGAACGAUGGAGGCACUUAAUGUUCCCUUAGCCGACACACCUGUGGUUACAUUCUGGGAGGGGGAGAUAGUAGAUGCUAAAAAUUAUACCUUUUUUACUGGCAAGUGGGAGGCAUCAGCAGAGGAUGAUGUAAGACACUGGUCCAAGUUCCCAUCAUUUACCCCUCUUCUGAGUCAGAUUGAGGCAGAUGGUGGCAAGUCUGUGGACCUUAGCAACUAUCCUUAUAUAUUUAUGAGAUGGAAAGAGCAGUACUUUGUUAAUGUGGGAGUAGACUGCGGGUUGACCAUAGCUGGUUUCUAUUACGUCUGCUUUUCUUGUAGCGAUGGAUCCAUUAGUGGCUUUUAUUACGACCCAAACAGCAGUCCAUUUCAGAAGCUUGAAUUGAAGUGCACCAACGAGAAACAAUCUGGGUUCACCUUUUCUUCAUAUGAGCUGCAGUGACAUGCAUGACGCUAUUAAUUGAAGUGGCAGAGAUUACACGGGCGAACUUUCUGUGCUUGCCAAUAUGAACAUAUACUGUGUGUGUAUUGAACCCGUAGUUCCUGAUGUUCCUUUGAAAUAGUUGAGAUGUUAUGUAUGUACGGUUGUGCCAGUGAAUGUUGCAAGACCAAACAAUUAUGUAACUUAUCCUUUUGCAAUCUCAGUAUUCUGGGAAAAAGUAUCAAUUUGUUUAUUUUAUCGAAA